UUAAAUAAAGAGAGAAAAUAAAAAAGGAUAACAUUGGACAAUGUAGUCGAAAUGUAUGACUGUGGACUGCACCUGAGCUCAUCAGCCACUCCUCACCGGCAGAGACGGAUUUGCUUCUCCUCAUUUCUCUUUCGCCCACGGCUCUCUCAUCGCUCCCCCCCUCUUCGUCUAUUUUUCGUCAGGUCCAUUUCUCUGCCCAGCAGGAAUAGGUCAGCUACUUUAGCUAUGGAAAAUUCUUUAACUACCCCUCCAAGAGGAACUCCUUUGGGUGUAGAUGAGUCUUAUGAGGAAGAAUACUCAUCUCAAUCUAAGUUGCUCAAAGAAUUCAUAGAUAUUCCUACCAUUGACAAGGCUUGGACUUUCACAUCUACCACUGGUUCCCAGAGCAUGUUCUUAAUCAGCCAACCAAAUCUCUUGGAGAACAAGAAGAGGAGAUACAUAUUAUCAAAUAAUAUCACGAAAGGAGCCGAUAGCUCUGUAAAUUUUCAGUGGGCCCCAUUCCCAACUGAGGUGACUGGUAUCUCUGUGAUGGUUCCAUCUCCUUCUGGUUCAAAGCUUCUUGUCAUUCGUAAUUCAGAAAAUGACUCACCUACUCACUUUGAAAUAUGGGGACCUUCUCAUGUGGAAAAGGAAAUUCAUGUUCCUCAUUCUAUCCAUGGAUCCGUGUAUUCAGAUGGGUGGUUUGAGGGGAUUUCAUGGAACCAUGAUGAAAAUCUAAUAGCGUAUGUUGCUGAAGAACCUACCCCACGCAAGCCGACGUUCACUAAUUUUGGUUAUAAGAAAGAGAAUGAGGCUGGUAAUGAUUGUGGUAGCUGGAAAGGAAAAGGACAAUGGGAAGGAGACUGGGGAGAGGCCUAUGCUGGGAAAAGGCAACCUGCUUUGUUCGUCAUCAAUAUUAACAGUGAAGAGGUGUAUCCUGUUGAGAGUAUAGGGAAGUCAUUGAGUGUAGGGCAAGUUGUAUGGGCUCCGAAAGUAAAAGGUUUGCAACAAUAUUUGGUUUUUGUUGGAUGGCCAUCGAACACUAGAAAGUUGGGAAUCAAGUUUUGCUAUAAUAGACCGUGUGCUUUGUAUGCGGUCAAAGCUCCAACUUCCCAAUCAGAAGUUAACCAGUUUGGUGAUAAGGGAACUGAAGAUGAAACUAUGAUUAAACUUACAGAAAGCAUUAGUAGUGCAUUCUUCCCCCGUUUCAGUCCAGAUGGAAAGUUUCUUGUCUUUUUAUCAUCAAGAAGUUCAGUGGAUUCUGGAGCACAUUCUGCAACAAAUUCUCUUCAUAGAAUUGAUUGGCCAACUGAAGGAAGGCCAUGCCAAGGUUCAAAUGUUGUCGACGUGGUUCCUGUUGUAAUGUCUGCCAAAGAUGGGGUCUUCCCAGGUCUCUAUUGCUUUGGCAUUCAUAGUAAGCCAUGGCUUUCUGAUGGUUAUACUUUGCUUUUAUCAUCUUACUGGGGUAGCACUCAGGUGGUACUUUCCAUAAAUGUCUUAAGUGGAAAGGUGACUCGAAUAAGCCCUAGCAAAUCAAACUUUUCAUGGAACAUCCUUGCACUUGAUGGAGAUAACAUAAUUGCUGUCUGUAGCAGCCCUGUUGAUGUUCCUGAAAUCAAGUAUGGUCUUGUUGGUGAAAAGGAAUGUAAAGAAGCCACUUGGAGUUGGCUGGACAUUGCAAGCCCAAAAUCAAGUGUGUGCUCUGAGAAGGUUAGGUCAUUGCUGUCAUCCAAACAAUUUAGUAUUUUGAAGAUUCCAGUCAGUGAGGUCUCUGGUAGCCUUACAAAAGGUGCUACAAACCCAUAUGAGGCAAUAUUUGUGUCAUCAAAGUGUAAGGAGCACAAUGAGCAUGACCCAAUGGUCGUAAUGCUUCAUGGAGGUCCCCACUCUGUAUCAUUGUCAAGCUUCUCAAAACCUUUGGCUUUUCUUUGUUCACUUGGUUUUAGCUUGCUGAUCGUAAAUUAUAGAGGCUCCUUGGGAUUUGGAGAGGAAGCUCUGCAGUCUCUCCCCGGGAAAGUUGGGUCUCAGGAUGUUAAUGAUGUAAUCUCUGCUAUUGAUCAUGUCAUCCACUUGGGUCUUGCCGAUCCAUCCAAACUAGCUGUGCUUGGCGGUUCCCAUGGCGGGUUUCUAACAACACACUUGAUAGGCCAGGCCCCAGAUAAGUUUGCAGCUGCUGCUGCAAGGAAUCCAGUCUGCAACCUUGCUUUGAUGGUUGGCACAACUGAUAUCCCUGAUUGGUGCUAUGUGGAAGCAUUUGGACGUGAGGGUAUAUCGGUCUUUAUGGAGGCCCCUUCAUCUGAACAACUCUCUGUGCUUUUCAGCAAAUCCCCCAUUGCUCAUGUCUCUAGGGUUAAAUCUCCAACACUCAUGUUGUUAGGUGCUAAAGACCUUCGAGUACCAGUUUCCACAGGAUUGCAAUAUGCACAUGCGUUGACUGAGCAAGGAGUCAAGGUGAAGGUGAUCAUGUUCCCAGAAGAUUCACAUGGGAUUGAAAGACCACAGUCUGAUUUUGAAAGCUUUCUAAAUAUUGGAGUGUGGUUCAAGAAGUUCUGCAGAUAAAUAAAACAACCUGCUCUCUGCAAGUGUGAAGAUUCUGAAAACUAUGUGUGGUUUCACUGACUGGUUCAAGCAGUAAAACAGGCUUCUUGCAAGUAGACUCAGCAGAGAGUCCCCAUGAAAAGAACCACUUGAAGAUUAAACUAGGGGUGGGUUCGGUUCUUUCGGUUCGGUUCUUUCGGUUCGGUUCUUUCGGUUCGGUUCUUUCGGUUCGGUUUUUCGGUUCGGUUUUGACCUAAAACCAAAUAUGGAACCAAAUUAAAAAUUCGGUUCGGUUUCGGUUCGGUUUUACACUCCAAAACUUCAAACCACGGUUUGAUUGGUUCGAUUUAUUUCGGUUCGGUUUCGAUUUUUUCGGUUUUUUACUCAAUAUUUGUCAUUUAAUUUAAAAUCGAUAUAAAAGUUGGAGGGAUCAAACAUAUUACAUAAAAAUGCAAGCAUAAUUGAACAAAUGAAGAAAAUAAAAAUAAACAAGUAUGUCUUGAAUUAUAUGAGUAUGCAGGAGAGAUACAAGUGUGUAUCUAUUCUUAAUUUACAAUGUUUGUGACUAGUUUGAAAAACGUUUAUGAAUACAUAUGUCC
Molecule: messenger RNA, 3116 nt
Organism: Cuscuta europaea
Lineage: Eukaryota; Viridiplantae; Streptophyta; Magnoliopsida; Solanales; Convolvulaceae
Source: the annotation of a GenBank genome assembly